CUCUUCUCCAUCGAGGCCCAGUUGGCACCUUCCCUUCUCUCCACAGACCUCCAGGACUUCAAGUUGGACGUGCAGCACGUGAUUGAAGUAGAUGAGGGGAACACAGCAGUCAUUGCCUGCCACCUUCCUGAGAGCCACCCAAAAGCCCAGGUCCGAUACAGUGUCAAGCAGGAGUGGCUAGAGGCAUCUAGAGAUAACUACCUGAUCAUGCCGUCGGGAAACCUCCAGAUUGUGAACGCGAGCCAGGAGGAUGAGGGAAUGUACAAGUGUGCUGCCUACAACCCAGUGACCCAGGAAGUGAAAACCUCGGGCUCCAGUGACAGGCUCCGAGUGCGCCGUUCCACUGCCGAGGCUGCUCGCAUCAUCUACCCGCCAGAGGCCCAGACCAUCAUCGUCACCAAGGGCCAGAGUCUGAUCCUGGAGUGUGUGGCCAGUGGGAUCCCACCCCCACGGGUCACCUGGGCCAAGGAUGGGUCCAGUGUCGCCGGCUACAACAAGACACGCUUCCUGCUGAGCAACCUCCUCAUCGACGCCACCAGUGAGGAGGACUCAGGGACUUACCGCUGCAUGGCCGACAACGGGGUUGGGGAGCCUGGUGCAGCAGUCAUCCUUUAUAACGUCCAAGUAUUUGAACCCCCUGAGGUCACCAUGGAGCUGUCCCAGCUGGUCAUCCCAUGGGGCCAGAGUGCCAAGCUCACCUGUGAGGUGCGUGGGAAGCCCCCGCCCUCUGUGCUAUGGCUGAGGAAUGCCGUGCCCCUCGCCUCUAGCCCGCGCCUCCGACUGUCUCGCGGGGCCCUGCGGGUGGUCAGCGUAGGGCCUGAGGACGAAGGCGUCUACCAGUGCAUGGCUGAGAACGAAGUUGGGAGCGCCCAUGCCGUGGUCCAGCUGAGGACCGCCAGGCCAGGUACAACCCUGAGGCCAUGGCAGGACGCUAAGCUGGACACUGCCACCCCUUCCAUGCUGCCCUCCAGACCUGGAAGCCCUGACCAGAUGCUAAGGGGGAGCCCAGGGCUCCCAAAGCCCCUGACAUCAGUGCAGCCAGCUUCCCCACAGUGCCCCGGAGAGAAGGGGCAGGUGGCUCCUGCCGAGGCGCCCAUCAUCCUCAGCUCACCCCGGACCUCCAAGACGGACUCCUACGAGCUGGUGUGGCGGCCUCGGCACGAGGGUGGUGGCCAGGCGCCAAUCCUCUACUACGUGGUGAAACACCGCAAGGUCACAAACUCCUCUGACAAUUGGACCGUCUCCAGCAUUGCAGCCAGCCAGCACCGCCUGACCCUCACCAGACUCGACCCUGGGAGUUUGUAUGAAGUGGAGAUGGCAGCUUACAACUGUGGAGGCGAAGGCCAGACAGCCAUGGUCACCUUCCGAACUGGACGGCGGCCCAAACCUGACGUCAUGGCCAGCAAGGAGCAGCAGAUCCAGAGAGACGACCCCGGAGCCAGCCCCCAGAGCAGCAGUCAGCCAGACCACGGCCGCCUCUCUCCCCCUGAAGCUCCAGACAGGCCCACUAUCUCCAUGGCCUCUGAGACGUCAGUGUAUGUGACCUGGAUUCCCCGUGGGAAUGGUGGCUUCCCAAUCCAGUCCUUCCGUGUGGAGUACAAGAAGCUAAAGAAAGUGGGGGACUGGAUUCUGGCCACCAGUGCCAUCCCUCCUUCCCGGCUCUCAGUGGAGAUCACUGGCCUAGAGAAAGGCACCUCCUACAAGUUCCGUGUCAGGGCUCUGAACAUGCUGGGGGAGAGUGAGCCCAGCGCCCCCUCCCGGCCGUAUGUGGUGUCGAGCUAUAGUGGCCGUGUGUACGAGAGGCCUGUGGCAGGCCCUUACAUCACCUUCACUGAUGCUAUCAACGAGACCACCAUCAUGCUCAAGUGGAUGUAUAUUCCAGCAAGUAACAACAACACCCCAAUCCAUGGCUUUUAUAUCUAUUAUCGACCCACAGACAGUGACAAUGAUAGUGACUACAAGAAGGAUAUGGUGGAAGGGGAUCGAUACUGGCAUUCCAUCAGCCACCUGCAGCCAGAGACCUCCUACGACAUUAAGAUGCAGUGCUUCAAUGAGGGUGGGGAGAGUGAGUUCAGCAACGUGAUGAUCUGCGAAACCAAAGCCCGGAAGUCUUCUGGUCAGCCCGGUCGGCUCCCACCCCCAACUCUGGCCCCACCUCAGCUGCCACCCCCGGAAACCGCAGAGCGGCCUGUGGGCACCGGGGCCAUGGUGGCACGCUCCAGCGACCUGCCCUACCUGAUUGUUGGGGUCGUCCUAGGCUCCAUCGUCCUCAUCAUUGUCGCCUUCAUCCCCUUCUGUUUGUGGAGGGCCUGGUCUAAGCAAAAACAUACCACAGACCUGGGUUUUCCUCGAAGUGCCCUUCUGUCCUCCUCCUGCCAAUACACUAUGGUACCACUGGGAGGACUCCCAGGCCACCAGGCCAAUGGGCAGCCCUACCUCAGUGGUACCAGUAGCCGGGCCUGUGCCAGUGGGAUCCACGGGAACAGGGGCUGCCCUGCAGCUGCCCUGGGCUACCCAGGCGUGAAAGCUCAGCAGCACUGCCCAGGGGUGCUUCAGCAGCAGGAAGACACCAGCGGCCCGCUAACGCAGACCAUUCUUGGCACCGGAUAUGACCCCCCCAGUCACCAGAUUCCCAGGGCUCCCAAGGCUAGCCCAGACGAGGGCUCUUUCUCAUGUACACUGCCUGAUGACUCAACUCGCCUGCUGCUCCAGCCCCACCAAGACUGCCGCCGCCUCCAGGAGCAGCCCGCCGCCACAGGCCAGUCAGGCGCAAGGGACGUACCCCAGAGCCCUGGGCUGGAAGCCGCCUGGGACCCUCUUUUUCACCGAGGGCCGCUGUGCUGCUUGGGCCUUGUACCGGUUGAAGAGGUGGACAGGCCUAACUCCUGCCAAGUGGGUGGAGGAGACUGGUGUUCCCAGCACCCCGCAGGGGCCUACGUAGGGCAGGAACUUGGGAUGCAGCUCUCCCCCAGCUCACCAGUGCACGUAGCUUUUGACACACCACCUCCUACAAUUUAGGCAGAAACCAAUAUCCCAGAAAGACUAUAUAUUGUUUUUAAAAAGAGAAAAUUGGUAUUUAUUUUUCUAUAAUAGCCAUAUUUAUAUAUUUAUGCACUUGUAAAUAAAUGUAUAUGUGUUUUUAUAAUUCUGGAGAGACACAGAGAAUCCUACCCACUGAGGUUUGAGGGGGAAAUCAAAGAAGCCCCCGUAACAGGAUUCCACCUGGCAAGAGUAACACAGACUGAGGCGGCAGCCCUUCACUGAGCACCUCUGCCACCAUCCAGGAGGCCGCACAAGGCCCCCAGAGAAGCUGCUGAGAGGACGAAUCUUAGGCACACUGUCCAUGACCAAUGAUGAGGGAAAAGCAAGGGCCCCAUCACAGGCUGGAGACACUCGUGAAGACGGCUGGACCGGGUACUACAGGAGACGUUUUCAGAAGAUGCUCAUGAGAAUAGACUAAGAUGUGUAUAGUCCUAUAAGUAUUAACAAACCUUCCAGAAUCAAUAAUCUGUGGCAACCUAUCUCUGUAAAAACAAACACUGUAACUUCUAAAUAAAUGUUUAGUCUUCCCUGUAACCUUCAACUUAGUCA
Molecule: messenger RNA, 3591 nt
Organism: Leptonychotes weddellii (Weddell seal)
Lineage: Eukaryota; Metazoa; Chordata; Mammalia; Carnivora; Phocidae
Source: RefSeq, a predicted model, not a curated record